ACAGAUACAAACUCGAAACAAGAAUUUAGAAGGGGAUCGAGGGGCAGCAACGGCUAUGGCGAUGGAUGGUAAAAUUCUGCAUGUACUUAUCGCAGUUCUAGGACUUUGGGCAUGUCAAGCCUGGUCCCGGACACUCCACGAAGCAUCGAUGUUAGAGCAGCACGAGAAGUGGAUGGUUCAGUUCGGGCGUGUCUAUGCAGAUGAGGCAGAGAAGGAGAGGCGGUUCGCAAUAUUCAAGACCAAUGUCGAGUACAUAGAGAUGUUCAACCGAGAUGGACCCAAGACUUACCAGCUGGGGAUCAAUGGGUUUGCUGACCUAACGAACGAGGAGUUUCGGGCUACUCGGAACGGUUACAAACACAUCUUUCAUCCAGGGUCGUCCAGGACAUCAUCAUUUAGACAUGAGAAUACGUCGGUUCCUUCCAGCAUGGAUUGGAGACAGAAAGGAGCUGUCACACCCAUCAAGGACCAAGGCCAAUGCGGAUGUUGUUGGGCAUUCUCCGCGGUGGCAGCUACCGAGGGGAUUCACCAGCUCAGUACCGGGAAACUGAUCUCAUUGUCCGAGCAAGAGUUGGUGGACUGUGACACUGGAGGAGAGGAUCAAGGUUGUGAGGGCGGUCUCAUGGACAAUGCCUUCAAAUUCAUCAUUCAUAACCACGGCCUCACGACGGAAGCGAAAUACCCCUAUCAGGCAGCUGACAGCACUUGUAAUGCCGACAAAGCAUCCUCACAUGUGGCAACGAUCACCGGCUAUGAGGAUGUGCCUGCCAACAGCGAGUCCGCUCUGCUAAAGGCAGUGGCCAAUCAGCCAGUUUCAGUUGCCAUCGAUGCUAGUGGGUCUGACUUCCAAUUCUAUUCCGGUGGUGUAUUCACAGGAGAAUGUGGAACCGAGUUGGAUCAUGGGGUGACCGCAGUUGGGUAUGGGACAGAUGAUGACGGUACCAAGUACUGGCUAGUAAAGAACUCAUGGGGUACCAGCUGGGGAGAGAAGGGGUAUAUCAGGAUGCAGAGAGAUGUCGAUGCCGAUGAAGGGUUGUGUGGUAUUGCCAUGCAGUCAUCCUAUCCGACUGCUUGAUUGUCUUGUCGAGGGUGGAACUUGGAAGGCUUAUUCCCGCAAUAUCUCGUCGCGGUUUUCAUUACAUGUUUCUGUCUUCAUCUUCCAUUCCGCGGGAUGUUUGUUUCGUUUGAAUGUUGUACAAAAGCAUGUUACUUUCUGGUGUGAAGAUAUACAAACUGCAAAUCAAUUAAUGUGGCUUUUCUUCACUUGUUAUCAUAAAUAUACUCAGUGUUCCCAAUGGCGCAUUAUAUAAUUUCCAGAAAUAAGUAUUGACGUAUUGACCAA
Messenger RNA from Punica granatum (pomegranate), 1342 nucleotides. The record is from RefSeq and is a predicted model, not a curated record. NCBI's taxonomy places the organism in Eukaryota, Viridiplantae, Streptophyta, Magnoliopsida, Myrtales, Lythraceae.